ACUUUUUGGAGAUUCCUCCCCACCGUUAAAGUUUCUUUCUUGAUUAUUCUCUUUGUUGAAUCGGUACUAGCUAGCCCCAGAAAGUUAGCUGCAGCCACUGGCAAAGAAAAAGCCAAAAAUGGCUAUUGGGUUUUCAUUUCAAUGGCUUUUUCUUCUCUGUUUAGUCUCCUCUGUUUCUGUCUCACUCUCGAGAAUAACACCCAGAUUUCCAUCUUCUGUUGUUAGCCCAGAAAAGGUCUCAGUUUCCCUCUCAUCCACAAAAAACCACAAGCUCUACAAAACCAGUUACUUCACUCAAACACUUGACCAUUUCAAUUUCAAUCCCCAGAGUUAUCAGACAUUUCAACAAAGGUAUCUGAUAAACGACACCUUCUGGGGUGGCGCCCAGACCAAGGCUCCAAUCUUCGUUUACACUGGUAAUGAAGGAGAAAUCGAAUGGUUUGCUCUAAACACUGGAUUUAUGUUCGAAACCGCUCCCCAUUUCAAAGCCCUUCUAGUUUUUCUCGAGCAUCGGUUUUAUGGGAAGUCCAUACCAUUUGGGGGUGAUAAGGAAGUGGCUUACAGCAACACAAGCACGCUUGGCUACCUUAGCUCCACACAGGCACUGGCGGAUUAUGCCACUUUGAUCAUGGAUUUGAAGAAGAAUUUAUCUGCGGUGGACUCUCCGGUGGUCGUCUUUGGAGGUUCCUAUGGUGGAAUGCUGGCAGCAUGGUUUAGAUUGAAGUAUCCGCACGUUGCCAUCGGAGCUUUGGCAUCUUCCUCUCCCAUCCUCGGUUUUGAGAAUUUAACUUCUCCAUAUAGCUUCAACAAUAUAGUCACUCAAGACUUUAAGAGUGAGAGUGAAAACUGCUACCAAGUGAUAAAGGGCUCGUGGCAACAGAUUGAAGACACUGCAAAGACUUCGAAAGGAAUCAACCUACUAAGGAAGUCAUUCAAAUUAUGCAAGAACUAUGAAUAUAUGGCAGAUUAUCUUGAAAGUUGGCUAUCAACUGCAUUUAUUUACACAGCUAUGACUGAUUAUCCAACCCCCUCAAAUUUUCUGAAUCCAUUGCCAGCUUACCCAGUGAAACAGAUGUGUAAAGCUAUUGAUAAUCCAAAGAGUGGUAGUGGUAGCAACACAUUUGAGAAGCUGUAUGGUGCAGCUAACGUCUACUAUAACUACAGUGGAACUGCCAAGUGUUUUGAUCUAUACGAUGAUUCUGAUCCUCACGGCCUCAGUGGAUGGAGUUGGCAGGCAUGUACAGAGAUGAUAUUGCCAACAAGUGGUAGCACCAAUGAAAGUAUAUUUCCAGCUAACGAUUGGCAUUACAGUGACAGAGCCUCCUCUUGCAAAGUAGCCUUUGGGACAGAGCCCAGACGCACCUGGAUCACUAAUGAGUUUGGCGGAUUUGCUAUUAAGAGAGUUUUAAAAAGGUUUGGGAGCAAUAUUAUCUUCUUUAAUAGCUUAAGAGACCCUUGGAGUGGUGGAGGGGUACUGAAGAACAUAUCUGAAACUAUAGUUGCAAUUGUUGCCAAAGAAGGUGCUCACCACGUAGAUUUGAGGUUCUCCACCAAAGAAGACCCAAAAUGGCUUAAAGAAGUGAGAAAGCUAGAGGCCAAGAUUAUUGCAGGGUGGAUCUCACAAUAUUAUCAUGAUUUGGCACAUCUAUCUUUCUAACUAAUUUUUU
This is a messenger RNA of Humulus lupulus (European hop), 1667 nucleotides long. RefSeq lists its product as uncharacterized. Gene Ontology annotation, biological process: proteolysis. Bases 119 to 1657 code for a protein of 512 amino acids. NCBI's taxonomy places the organism in Eukaryota, Viridiplantae, Streptophyta, Magnoliopsida, Rosales, Cannabaceae. Gene Ontology annotation, molecular function: dipeptidyl-peptidase activity; serine-type exopeptidase activity. The record is from RefSeq and is a predicted model, not a curated record. The transcript is spliced from 10 exons.